Hyalella azteca is the source of this 793-nucleotide messenger RNA. It is a transcript of the gene mrn, whose product is annotated as general transcription factor IIH subunit 4. Gene Ontology annotation, molecular function: double-stranded DNA binding; ATPase activator activity. Gene Ontology annotation, biological process: nucleotide-excision repair. Gene Ontology annotation, cellular component: transcription factor TFIIH holo complex; transcription factor TFIIH core complex. Lineage: Eukaryota; Metazoa; Arthropoda; Malacostraca; Amphipoda; Hyalellidae. The record is from RefSeq and is a predicted model, not a curated record.
GACUACAGUAUGGAGGGCAUGGACGAAGAGCUGCAGACGUUCCUGCAGCAUCUGCGAGAGUUUGGCUUUGUUUUCUUGAGAAGAAGAAGUUCAGGAAGAUUUUACCCCACCAGACUAGUGCUGAACAUCACCAGUGGGGAGAAGAAGAUGCUGGACGAAGAGAUCGACGGUAACCUCGUGGUCGAGACGAACUCCCGCGUCUACGCCUACAGCCCCACGGCCCUCCAGGUCUCCCUCCUCGCCAUCUUCUGCGACAUCGAGUGCAGAUUUCCGAACAUGGUGGUUUGCAGCAUUAGCAGACAGAGCGUGAGAAGGGCGUUCUUGAAAGGCAUCACCGCCGAGCAGAUAAUCAACUACCUCAAACUGCACGCCCACAAACAGAUGACCAAGUGCACCCCUAUCAUCCCCAAGACGGUGUCUGAACAAAUCCAGCUGUGGGAGCUGGAAAGGGAGCGGCUGGAGUACUCGGAAGGUGUGUUGUACAAGGACUUUAUCCUCCAGCAAGACUAUUCCCUGCUCGCCAACUACGCCAAGAGCCGCGGUGUGCUUAUCUAUGCUGAUAGCAAAAGCAGAACUUUAGUCGUGUCGAAAAAAGGCAAUCCCGUCGUGAAGCAAUUCUGGAAAGAGACUCAAAGCAAAUAGUACCAGUUUCCUAUAGCAGCUUAUUCAGUUAAAUGAAGCCAAAUGUGAUAUUAGUGUUGCAGUCUGUUAAUUAAUUGAUGGCCCUGAGGCGGGCUACAAAGCACGUAUUACUGGAAGGAAUAAGUUACCAAUGAAUAAACAUUUACGAGAA